This is a messenger RNA of Anarrhichthys ocellatus (wolf-eel), 465 nucleotides long. Its product is annotated as myosin regulatory light chain 2, ventricular/cardiac muscle isoform. The transcript is spliced from 6 exons. The coding region runs from base 16 to 465 and encodes 149 amino acids. Gene Ontology annotation, molecular function: calcium ion binding. The record is from RefSeq and is a predicted model, not a curated record. Lineage: Eukaryota; Metazoa; Chordata; Actinopteri; Perciformes; Anarhichadidae.
UCCAACGUGUUCUCCAUGUUUGAGCAGGCUCAGAUCCAGGAAUUUAAAGAGGCCUUCACCAUCAUGGACCAGAACAGAGACGGCUUCAUCGACAAGAAUGAUCUGAGGGACACUUUUGCUGCUCUAGGACGUGUCAAUGUGAAACAGGAGGAGAUUGACGAGAUGCUCAAAGAGGCUCCUGGUCCAAUCAACUUCACCAUCUUCCUCACCAUGUUCGGCGAGAAGCUGAAAGGUGCUGAUCCAGAGGACACCAUCCUCAACGCGUUUAAAGUCUUUGACCCUGAGGGGAAAGGCGUGCUGAGGAAGGACUACUUGACACAGAUGCUAACAACACAAGCGGACCGAUUCUCCCCUGAAGAGAUGGUGCAGAUGUUUGCUGCCUUCCCCCCAGAUGUGACAGGGAACCUGGACUACAAUAACCUGGUUCACAUCAUUACCCAUGGAGAGGAAAAGGACCAGGAGUAA